Messenger RNA from Nothobranchius furzeri (turquoise killifish), 6991 nucleotides. It is a transcript of the gene mgat5, whose product is annotated as alpha-1,6-mannosylglycoprotein 6-beta-N-acetylglucosaminyltransferase. Gene Ontology annotation, molecular function: alpha-1,6-mannosylglycoprotein 6-beta-N-acetylglucosaminyltransferase activity. Gene Ontology annotation, biological process: protein N-linked glycosylation. Lineage: Eukaryota; Metazoa; Chordata; Actinopteri; Cyprinodontiformes; Nothobranchiidae. Gene Ontology annotation, cellular component: Golgi apparatus. The record is from RefSeq and is a predicted model, not a curated record.
CGACGUUGUGUUGGUGUACGUUUUCGUGAGGGUUGAUAACACGCACACGGUCCCUAACCGUGUCUCUCGCUGAGAGCUGAGCGAGCGCAGAAGGUGGCGAGCCUGCCUGGAAUUCAACCUUCGGUCCGCUUCGAUCGGUCCUCCGCCGGGUUGGAAGUCGUUGUGCUGCCUCCUAACACCACCGACGGGCUACCGUAACUAAGUGUCAUGCAACAAGGCCAGCAGAACCCGUUGAGAUGUCACUGAAGGACCAGAAUGGGCCAUUGAGGCUGGUCAGUGCAGUUCGGACGCCAAAGCCCAAAAACCACAGAAGCCACCCUAACUGACGGAGCCAUGCCAUCCUUGCUGUCCUGAUCCUGUUUCCUGAUUUCUUCACCCUCCCUCGGUUAAAUCGCAGCGGCCCAUCCAGCUCCGCACGCUCAGUUCAAGCAUGGCGUCUCCCUUUAUGUGGAAGCUGUCCUCCCAGAAGCUCGGCUUCUUCCUGGUCAGCUUUGGCUUCAUCUGGGGGAUGAUGCUGCUGCAUUUCACCAUCCAGCAGCGAGCCAGCCACGAAAACAGCGCCGUGCUGCGGCAGCAGAUCCUCGACCUCAGCAAGCGCUACAUUAAAGCGCUGGCUGAGGAGAACCAAAAUGUCAUGGAUGGGCCGUACGUGGGAACCAUGACGGCGUAUGACUUGAAGAAGACCCUUGCGGUGCUGCUGGACAACAUCAUGCUGAGGCUUGGCAAGCUGGAGACCAAGGUGGAGAACAUUUACAACGGCACAGGAAACAACCUGACCAACGGCACCAGCACUGUCAUACCGAGCGCCGGAAAUCCAGAGAAAGUGAACGUGGCUGACCUCCUAAACGGAGCCCAGGAGAAGUGCGAGCUGCCGCCUCUGGAUGGUUUUCCUCACUGCGAGAGCAAGCUCAAGUGGAUGAAGGAGAUGUGGCGCUCAGACCCCUGCUACUCCAACUAUGGCGUUGAUGGCUCCACCUGCUCCUUCUUCAUCUACCUCAGCGAGGUGGAGAACUGGUGUCCUCGUCUUCCCUGGAGGAUGAAGCUCCUGAAUGAUGAAACAGACCGCAGUGGGCAGGCGGAGAUCCGGACCAGCUUCGAGGGGCUUUACCGCUCCAUGUCGCAGCGAGAAGAGUUUCGUUGGAUGAUGCUGAGGAUCAAGCGCAUGGCUGAACCGUGGGUCGGCGCCAUCCGCUCGCUGGCAGCUAAGCAGAACCUGAGCAAGCGGCGGAGAAAGAAGAUCCUGGUCCACUUGGGCCUGCUCACCAAGGAGUCGGGCUUCAAGAUCGCAGAGAACGCCUUCAGCGGCGGCCCGUUGGGGGAGCUGGUCCAGUGGAGCGACCUCAUCACCACGCUGUACCUACUGGGUCACGAAGUCCGCAUCUCCGCAUCGCUGGCCGAGCUGAAGGAGAUCAUGCGGAAGGUGAUGGGGAACAAGUCCAGCUGUCCCACUCAGGGGGACAAGAUCGUGGAGCUCAUCUACAUCGACAUCGUGGGUCUCACCCAGUUUAAGAAGACUCUUGGUCCUUCUUGGGUCCACUACCAGUGCAUGUUGCGGGUGUUGGAUUCCUUUGGGACGGAGCCAGAGUUUAACCACGCCCACUACGCCCAGUCCAAAGGGCAUAAGACGCCGUGGGGGAAGUGGAACCUCAACCCACAGCAGUUUAACACCAUGUUUCCUCACACCCCAGACAACAGUUUCCUGGGCUUUGUGGUGGAGCAGCACCUUAACGCUAGCGACAUCAAGCACAUCGACGACAUUAAGAGGCAGAAUCAGUCACUUGUCUACGGAAAAGUUGACAACUUUUGGAAGGACAAGAAGAAGUACCUGGACCUCAUCCACAGCUACAUGGAGGUGCACGGCACCGUGCACGGCACCAGCACCGUCCACCUGCCCAGCUACAUCAAGAACCACGGCAUCCUGAGCGGCCGAGACCUGCAGUUCCUGCUGCGGGAGACCAAGUUGUUCGUGGGUCUGUCCUUCCCCUACGAGGGCCCUGCUCCCCUAGAGGCCAUCGCCAACGGCUGCGCCUUCCUCAAUCCUAAAUUCACCCCUCCGAAGAGCAGCAAGAACACGGACUUCUUCAAAGGCAAGCCCACUCUCAGAGAGUUGACCUCCCAGCAUCCCUACGCCGAGGUGUACAUCGGCCAGCCGCACGUGUGGACGGUGGAUAUCGAAAACUCUGCUGAGGUGGAGCGAGCCAUCCGCUCCAUCCUCAGCCAGAAGAUUGAGCCCUACCUGCCCUACGAGUUCACCUGUGAGGGGAUGCUGCAGAGGGUCAACGCCUUCAUCGAGAACCAGGAUUUCUGUCACGGACAGGUGAUGUGGCCCCCCCUUAGCGCCCUGCAGGUCAAGCAGGCCGAGCCGGGUCAGUCUUGUAAGCAGGUGUGUCAGGAGGCACAGCUCAUCUGUGAGCCGUCCUUCUUCCAGCACCUGAACAAGGACACGGAUCUGGCCAGGUUUGGUGUGAACUGUCAGACGGUGGAGUCCAGCGCCGACACAGUGGUCCCGGCGUACAGCGAGACCCGCCACCACUGCGUCUUCCAGUCGGACCUGCUGCUGUUCAGCUGCGCGGGGGCGCACCAGUCGCUGCGGCGCAUCUGCCCCUGCCGCGACUACAUGAAGGGCCAGGUGGCGCUCUGUAAAAACUGCCUAUAGCAGCCAGAGGCGAGUGGGCGGAGCUUAAAGGUGGGGGGUGGACAGAGCACCAAGCUGGGUGAAGGAGUGUGUGAGACGCACAGCAGACAGAAAAAGAAACAUUUACAGAACUGUGUUUGUUCUUCAUAUUUAUUCCCCCCCAAGCAGCCAACCUGAGUCCCGUCAUGCCUCAGAUUCACCAGCAGGGGGCGCCGUGAGUCCAGGAGGACUUUACUUGAAUCCGAAAACCACAGCAGCUGAGCUCCUUUCAGUGACUGUCUCCCCCCCCCCCAAACACUGCUAUUCUUUAGGUAGUUUGGCACUGGACUCACUCACUCACACACACACACACACACACACACACACACCCCACACACACACACACACACACAGAAGAGCCAGGUCUACACUGUAACCAUCUUCUGCACAGAGAGACGAGUGUCGUCUGCAAACAUGCAUAUCUAGAGUCCCCCCUCCCCCGGGUUUCAGACACUUCCUGGAUGACGGCGUGUUGUUCUGUUCUGUGAAAGGCCAGUAGAGAUUUGUGACAGGAUGAGGGGGCGGGGUUAAAGGUCGUUCAGUGUCUAGGAUGUUGUGAUGUAUCAUAGAGAAAACCCUUCAUCACGCCAACAAAACAUUUUUUAUUUGCCUGCAAACAAACAAACAAAAUAAGAGAAUUUGUUGUUUUGGGGUAAAAAUGCACUAAGUGGAUAAGCAGAGAUAUUAGUGACACUGUAUAUUGUUUAUAUGACUUUUUCUUUUGUAUUUAUUUUGUAUACAAAUCUUUAUCGCUGUGUUUUUGCUGGAAAUCUUUUUUUAUUUAAAGCAGGGGUGUAUUUUUCCUUUUUGUUCCACAUUCUUAUUUAUGGAGGGUAAUUUAAGAUCAAAGAUAUUAUUUUAAAGUGUCUAAUUAAGACAAGGAAGUUUGUCUGCAGCUUUUUGGCUUUUAGAAGGGACGAGACCAAAAAUGUAAUCUUUCAUACUCGUUUCGAGUUUAAUAUUUUGGACUAAAACCCCUAAAUUUUAAUUAAUUUCUAUUAAAAAUGACUUUUAAAACAACACUUCAUUUCCUCUUGUUGUCUCUCUAAAGCUGACAGCCGCAGAUAAAUGUCUGGUUUUGUCGUAACGGAGCGUUAGCUUAAUACUUUAUGUGCUUUAUGAUUUUUUUUAUUUGCACAACUCAGAUCAUUCAGCUAGUCUGUCUGUUUUUAUGUUUCUUAACCAGGUCAGUGAUCUGCUGCCAAGUUAGUGUUUUACAGAACAUAAUGUGCCUUUUUGUGCUUUUCAGUUUGCUUCGUGCAACCCAGACUCCGAAUCAUGUCUGGCUGGAUUUUAUAUCAUCUCUAGAUCCUUUUUACUCAUUUGUUUCACUUAAAUGUACGGAAGAGGAUAAGGGACAGUGACAAGAAAAAUAAUUCUGACUUAAGUUUUAGAUUUCUGAAUGGAAUUCUGGCUUUUUGAAGAAAAACAUCAGAAUUCUGAGAUUAAAGUAAAAAAAUUUUGAUUGGAGUCACAACUCUGAGAUUAAAGUAAAAAAUCUGAGAUUAGAGUCAGAAUUAUAAGAUUAGAAUUCAAAUUCUGAGAUUGGAGUCAUAAUUCUAUAGCCUAGUGAACUAGACCAAAUUCUUGCUUUGCAAAGUUUGGUCUAGGCAUGCUCCAUUGGAACCUCCACAGCUCCUACCAGGACUCUGGCUAGCCAAUCACAGCUCUCUAGAGGGGUUUCAAACACAUAAAGAGCUGUGAUUGGUCCAUAAUGGUGGGCCAAUCAUAGUGCUCUAUCUGCUUAGUGAACAAAUCACAGAGCUUUAUCCGCUUUGUGGGCCAAUCAGGGCACUCUAUAUGCCUGGUGGGUGGGAUGAUGCAACAGAGUGAAACAAGAGUAUGUCACAUUCAUUGUCCAGUGGAAUGCGGAGAUCAUUUGAAAGACAACGGUAGAACCCGCCUCACAACCGAGAGCCGUCAAUGGAGCGUGGCCAGACUAAAUAAUACAUUUAUUUAGUCUGGCUUGCCAGGCUAAUAAUUCUAAGAUUAGAGCCCAAAUUCUGAGAUUAGAGUCAUAAUUCUGAGAUUAAAGUCAAAUUUCUGAGAUUAAAGUCAGAAUUCUCAGGGGGAAAAACAACGGAAGAGGGUCAAAAUUCUGUGAUAAAUGUCAAAAUUCUAAGAUUAGAGUCCAAAUUCUGAGAUUAGAGUCAGAAUUCUAAGACUAGUCAUUUUUUUAGAUUGGAGUCAUAACUCUGAGAUUAAAGUAAAAAAUCUUAGAGUAGAGUCAGAAUUCUAGUCCAAAUUCUGAGAUUAGAGUCAGAAUUCUAAGAUUAGAGUCCAAAUUCUGAGAUUAGAGUCAUAAUUCUAAGAUUAGAGUCAAUUUUUUUUUCCAGACUGGAGUCAUAACUCUGAGAUUAAAGUCAAAUUUCUGAGAUUAAAGUCAGAAUUCUCAGGGGGGGGAAAACAACGGAAGAGAGUCAAAAUUCUGUGACAAAUGUCAAAAUUCUAAGAUUAGAGACAGAUUUCUGAGAAUAAAGUCAGAUUUCUCAGAAUUAAGUCAAAAUUCUGAGAUUAAAGUGAGAGUUCUCAGGGGGAAAAACAACGGAAGAGGGUCAAAAUUCUGUGAUAAAUGUCAAAAUUCUAAGAUUAGAGUCCAAAUUCUGAGAUUAGAGUCAGAAUUCUAAGACUAGUCAUUUUUUUAGAUUGGAGUCAUAACUCUGAGAUUAAAGUAAAAAAUCUUAGAGUAGAGUCAGAAUUCUAAGAUUAGAGUCCAAAUUCUGAGAUUAGAGUCAGAAUUCUAAGAUUAGAGUCCAAAUUCUGAGAUUAGAGUCAUAAUUCUAAGAUUAGAGUCAAUUUUUUUUUCCAGACUGGAGUCAUAACUCUGAGAUUAAAGUCAAAUUUCUGAGAUUAAAGUCAGAAUUCUCAGGGGGGGGAAACAACGGAAGAGAGUCAAAAUUCUGUGACAAAUGUCAAAAUUCUAAGAUUAGAGACAGAUUUCUGAGAAUAAAGUCAGAUUUCUCAGAAUUAAGUCAAAAUUCUGAGAUUAAAGUGAGAGUUCUCAGAACAAAGUCAUGAGCCUGAGAAAAAGUUAGAAUUUUUAGACAAAAGGUAAAAAUUCUGAGACUAAUGCCAAAUAAGAAUUGUUUUAAUUAAUUUAAGUUUUCUAAGAAUACAGUCAGAAUUCUGAGAUUAAUGUCAGAAUUUUUUUCAGUGGCCGUAAUCCUCUUCCAUAUAACUUGGAGUAAAAUCAAAGAUUCAGUGGUAAAUUUAGCAGCUCGUGUGGAACACAGGGUCUGCAUGUGAAGCAGAAAUUGAAUUAACAGUAAUAGGAGUAAUCAGAUUACUGCAUCGUGUGACCCAAGUGGGUUUUUGCUUUUUACCCAGAAUUACCAGAUGCAGCAAAAGCCUUAUUUGCUUUGCGUUGGUCCUCAGUUUCCUUCAGCAAAAGUCGGCCACCACGGAUCAUCGGACCUCGUCUCUGUUGAAUGUUUUCAUUAAAUUAAACAUGUUUGUUUCUAAAAGUCCAAAAUCUGGUGACACUCGGCUGGAAGGAACAACGCAGCAGCGACGUUGAGCUUGUUCUCACAGUUGGUGAUGAGGGAUACAACUUUAUUUUUAAAUGAAUCUUUUUUCUGUGACAAACGGCUCAGACUGGUUUUUUCCUACAUCACAGCAGCAAACACAGAAAUGUACAGUCAGCACAAACCAAACACACUUUAUAUGUGUGUUUACUUACAGGAAGUCCAUCUUGUUUGUUGAGAGCAGAGAUGAACUCAUUCACAUGGUUCUAGAUUUGGUUAUAAUAACAGCAGAGAAGUCCUGAUCAACCUGCACCUGAUGACGACACCCACUGAUCAGAAGCUUCAGGAUAUGGAAACACGCCGUUGGUUGAGCAGAAUAAGCAAACAGACCUGAACUAAAAGCGUAACGUAACUUAAUCAGCUGUUUAGAUCUUUUGUAACCGUUUAUGAUCAUUGAUUUUAUCCAUGUCUAAUAAGUCAUUUUCCUGUUUCGAAGUUGUCAAACUGUCCUGCAAAUCAAUAUUUUUACAAUAUCAAGUAAAUGAUUGACAUCAAAUUUAAUUACAGUUUCAGCUACAGCUACAGCGUCCCAUCCCAAACAUGACAUUAAAAAACGGACCUGUCCUUCAGAUCUCGCAAACAGCAGCUAAUCACUUGUGUGUUGACUGCAUGGUGGCGCAGUGGUUAGCACUGUUGCCUCGCAGCACGAAGGUCGCAGGUUCGAAACUCGGCUGCAGCCUUUCUGUGUGGAGUUGCGUGUUCUCCCCAUGCAUGCGUGGGUUUCCUCCGGGUACUCCGGUUUCCCCCACAGACCACAACAUGCCCUAUAGGUUAUACAUUGUGAGUCGCUUUG